Fomitopsis serialis is the source of this 474-nucleotide messenger RNA. RefSeq lists its product as uncharacterized. The record is from RefSeq and is a predicted model, not a curated record. Lineage: Eukaryota; Fungi; Basidiomycota; Agaricomycetes; Polyporales; Fomitopsidaceae. The transcript has 3 exons. Bases 1 to 474 code for a protein of 157 amino acids.
AUGUGUGCUAAGGCACCUGCUGGCCAGGAGCUGGGAUUUGCUCAGGACCCUGGGGGACAGGCUGACCACACUCCCCAACAGGCUGGCAAUGGACGGGCACAGACUGGCCCCAUUCAGGGACCUGCUCAAGAUGAGUGGGCACGGGCUGGACAGGCUCACUAUAAGUGGGGACAGGCUUGCCAUGCUCUGGGAUGGGCUCACCAGGCACCUGCUGAUAAGAGGGCUACUAGUAGGGAGACUUACAAUGACUGUAACGGAAACCUCCCACUGAGAGGAGCUCCCAUGAACAGGGAGGACAAUGUGAGCUGUGACCCAUUUGGCCAAAGCAAGGAGGGGGUGUUCGGCCAGUCUGUUGGGAAAGUUUGGAAUCCAACCAAGGCACUGGCCUGGAAGGCUGAGCUGUCUGGGUGCUCUUUGACCUUGAACCCCAACUCAAGCAUUGUUUGGGUUCAGCUCAGGGAAAUGGGCCCCUGA